Molecule: messenger RNA, 3032 nt
Organism: Bemisia tabaci
Lineage: Eukaryota; Metazoa; Arthropoda; Insecta; Hemiptera; Aleyrodidae
Gene: Nop60B
Product: dyskerin pseudouridine synthase 1 Nop60B
Biological process (GO): mRNA pseudouridine synthesis; snRNA pseudouridine synthesis; box H/ACA sno(s)RNA 3'-end processing
Cellular component (GO): box H/ACA snoRNP complex
Molecular function (GO): RNA binding; pseudouridine synthase activity
Source: RefSeq, a predicted model, not a curated record
GCUUACCUUACCCGUACUCCGUGCAUGGUCAAUUUUGUGCCCCAUGGCGAUGCUUGUGGUUGAAAUCCACGUGUUUCUGUGACAAAUUUAAUUUUCCAAUACUCUUGUGUUUUUAAAUUGGUGCAUUUUUUCAGAUUCCUCCAUCAUGACGGAUUUUGCCUCCCCGCAAAGUGGCAAAAAGAAGAAAAAGGACAAAGAUAAGAAUUUGGGUGACAUUCACAGAGAAAAGUCUUUUCAACUCGAACCAUCAGAAUCCACAACAAAGUUAGAAACAUCUAAAUGGCCAUUACUUCUCAAGAACUUUGAUCGUCUUAACGUCAGAACCAAUCACUAUACACCCUUACCUAGUGGCUGCUCGCCCUUGCAGAGACCUCUUGAUGAGUACCUUAAAGCAGGAUGUAUCAUUUUGGACAAACCAGCCAAUCCUAGCUCCCACGAAAUCGUCGCUCAAAUCAAAAGAAUAUUGAGAGUGGAAAAAACUGGACAUUCUGGAACUUUAGAUCCAAAAACUACAGGUUGCUUGAACGUUUGUUUGAACCGAGCCACCCGAUUAGUCAAAUCACAGCAGUCUGCUGGUAAAGACUAUAUUGGGAUUUUCAAGUUACACUCGCCAGUAACUGAUUUGGUUAAGAUCAAACAGGCUGUUGAAACUUUACGUGGGUCUUUGUUUCAAAGACCACCCUUGAUCUCCGCAGUCAAAAGACAACUCCGUGUGAGGACCAUAUAUGACAACAAACUCAUUGAGUUUGAUCAAGAAAAACAAUUAGGUAUUGUCUGGCUUAAGUGUGAAGCAGGGACUUAUGUAAGAACAUGGUGUGUCCAUCUUGGAUUAGUUCUGGGAGUUGGAGGUCAAAUGGUUGAGCUGCGGCGACCAAGAUCAGGAAUCCAUGAUGAAAACGAUACUACUGCCACAAUGCACGAUAUUUUAGAUGCUCAGUGGCUGUAUGAUAAUCACAAAGACGAGUCCUACCUGAGGAGAGUCAUCCAUCCUCUCGAGUAUUUACUCACUGCCCAUAAAAAAAUCAUCGUAAAGGAUAGCGCAGUUAAUGCCAUUUGCUAUGGUGCUCAAAUAAUGUUACCUGGAUUGUUGCGUUAUGAUGAUGGAAUCGAAUUGAAUCAAGAGAUAGUCAUUGUUACAACAAAAGGAGAAGCUGUCUGCUUAGCAAUCGCCUUGAUGACCACUUCUACCAUUGCAAGUUGUGAUCAUGGUACUGUUGCUAAAAUCAAACGAGUCAUUAUGGACCGUGACACCUAUCCUCGGAAGUGGGGCUUGGGUCCGAAGGCUAGUAUGGUGAAACGUAUGAUCAAGGAUGGAAAGCUGGACAAGUAUGGCAAGCCAAAUGAAAACACUCCAAGCGACUGGACCGGCUACAAAAGUUAUGAUAGUGUAACGGUGAAAGUUGAGAAACCAGAUGAUGAUGAAAGAGAGGAAGGAACAAAAAGCAAGCGAAAACGAAUGUCAAGCGUCACAGAAACUCCAAUGGAUAUUGACACUAGUGAUAUCAAAACUGAAGGAGACAUAGUUGUGAAGAAGAAAAAGAAAAAGAAGAAGGUUCAAGAUGAAGAACCCUCUACUUCAGAGCCUGUUGAAGGCAACGGCACACCAGAGGAUGGCGAGAAAAAGAAGAAGAAAAAGAAGAAAAAGCACCAUGACGAAGAAUGAAUGAAAAUAGUUUUCAACUCGUAACUUGCAGGGAGUACAAAGAAAAACAAAGCAUCAAAACGAAGAAAAAAUUGAAAACAUUGUGAAAUAUUAUUUUCAGUGUUCUGGAAGCCAUGUAGCGGUUUUUGCUUCUGCACUAUUUUGCAUCUGUUUAAGUGUUAAAAUUUUUACUCAAUUGAUUCCUUACCGUCCCAUCUGUAACCAAGAAUGUGAAGUGAAUAAUAUUCAGAUGGGUUUUACCUUUCGGUAGAAUUUUCAUGAAAUUCCACCGUGUUCACUUCUCUCGGUAUCAACGGAGAGGAUGUACUUUUAAGAAGACCUUUGUUUAAAGCUUAUAAAAUUAAUUAUUUUCCUUUGUUACUUAAAUUAGGAGUGAAAAGAAUGGGUACUUUUUUCUCUUUGUUUCACUAAAAUGAUAUGAAUGUCCUAUUGAAUCAUUUUUAAGGAAAUUUAAAGCCUGAUAUACGAAUGCGAGUUCUUGAUUAGAAGAGACAACAAGGAGAUGCAGCAAUAUUUCCAGGUCACUCUUUUACUGUUAUUUUUCAACAAUUUCAGAGAUAAUAAAUGAGAAUUCCAUCAUGAAAGUAGAUGAGAAAGCAUAUCAUAACGGAAAUACCCAUUCCAUUCCCAAGGAACGUGCUAAAUAGACUGUUAGUUGCUACACCUCAUGCUUCAAUUGAAAACAAACACAUAACCCUGUUUUGGAUUCGCACUGUAGUGGUAAAAUGCGUCUAAGUGUCUCUAGCAAUCAAAGAUUAUCGUGCUUUAUGAGUCAUUAAUUCAUUUAUGAUCAGUUAAUAACUAAAUUUAGACAUGAGGUCGUGUUCAAUUAUUUUAGUUUGAACCAUCGCAAAAUGCCAAAUUGCACCGAGUCAAUCUAUAGCAACACUAAUGUCAGUGGCUCAGUAUUUUUUGUUCAGUAAUUUUUUAAAUGUUAACCAAUUGAGGAAAUGUCUUACAAUUAGAAGUACAUCUGAAGGUUUUCCUUUAAGAACGGAAUUCACGAAGACACUCUGUAAUAUCCAUUAAUCAUGUAUUUUGUAAGUAUGAUCUGAAGGAUUUUAGUUGUUUUUGCAAGACAUGGAAAACUUGUGAAAUUCCCUCCUCCACUUCAGUCAUUAUUUAUUAAUGGCAAAUUUUUACGAUUAUCAAAUUCAUUUUUUUAAUUAUAUAUUUUGUGAUCAUUUGUAGUUAUUGCACAGCAGGAGAGAAAUAUUUUUUUAUGCUGUUCUUUAUUUUUUUAAUUCUUGUAAUGUUAGGGAAAAUCCCGGUAAUCGAUAAGAAAUCAUCUACCUGAUUUUAAAAUGCUUUUUGUGACUGAUGAAGUUCACCUUUUUUAAGAAUAAAUUUGAUGUUUUUGAAGGAGAAA